Messenger RNA from Trematosphaeria pertusa, 1906 nucleotides. RefSeq lists its product as uncharacterized. Gene Ontology annotation, biological process: monoatomic cation transport; transmembrane transport. Lineage: Eukaryota; Fungi; Ascomycota; Dothideomycetes; Pleosporales; Trematosphaeriaceae. Bases 109 to 1563 code for a protein of 484 amino acids. The transcript has 3 exons. Gene Ontology annotation, cellular component: membrane. The record is from RefSeq and is a predicted model, not a curated record. Gene Ontology annotation, molecular function: monoatomic cation transmembrane transporter activity.
CGACAGAGGCUCAAAAACCUUCGAGGAAGCAGAAGACGGGGUCUCUGCCGCCUCAGAGACACGCGUCGCAGCAACAUCGCAGCAGCUCCGUUCUGCUGCCCGUCGCUCAUGGUCCUGCGCAACAGCAGAGAUGGCCUUCCUCUGUUUAGCCAGCUCCGACGCGUGUGCUCCAUUCGACUUACGUCGCCUUACCAGCAUCCGGCCGCCUCAUCACGACCGCACAUCCUGCACCGCACCCAGCCCUGGGACCCGACCAGAUCCCGGCAGCUGCGCGUCCUCCGCACCGCUACAAAAGGCGCUGUGCCGUCGAGAUCCUCUGCGCUCAAUUGGUCCUCCACCGCCCACCGCAUACGACACAGUUCCCCUUCCGCCAUGAGCACCACGCGCACGCAGACCCGGGAACACGCCGGACACUCCCACGGGCACCACCAUCACCACGACAAUACGUACCUCGUGUCGAAGAACAAGAAGGAUGCGGGCGUGCGCAUCACCAGAAUUGGCCUGUACGUCAAUCUGGGCAUGGCGGUCGGCAAGGGAUUCGGCGGUUAUGUCUUCAACAGCCAGGCGCUCAUCGCCGACGCCAUCCACAGUCUCACGGAUCUCGUUUCGGACGUGAUGACCCUCGCGACCGUCUCGUGGUCGCUAAAGCCACCGUCGGAACGGUUUCCGAGCGGAUACGGAAAGGUCGAGAGUCUGGGCUCCCUUGGAGUCAGCGGUAUAUUGCUUGGAGGCGGGUUCAUGAUGGGCUGGGCGGCAUUGAUUGCGCUCGCCCAGCAGUUCUUCCCAGAGGCCUCCGAGGUCGCGGCGCAAUGGGGAUUGCUGCCGCAUAGUCACGGACAUCACCACGGCGUCGAGGACCUCGGGCCCAACAUCAACGCAGCAUGGCUGGCGGCAGGAUCUAUAGUCAUCAAGGAAUGGCUGUAUCGAGCGACGCUCAAGGUCGCCAACGAACGCAAGUCGUCCGUCCUCGCGUCGAAUGCAUACCACCACCGGGUGGAUUCCCUCACCGCCUUCGUCGCUCUUCUUAUGAUCGCGGGCUCGAAUGUGCUAGAGAAUGCCGCUUGGCUGGACCCUGUUGGCGGAUUGAUAAUUUCGUUGAUGGUGGUCCAGGCCGGCUGGGGCAACACCAAAUCGGCACUGUUCGAGCUGGCAGACGUGGGUGUUGAAGACGAAAUGAGAGACAACGUCCGACGAGCGGCUACCAAAGCCUUGAAGGACAUCAACACAGGAGCAGCAGACGAUGUCAACGUGCGGACCGUUCAGGGUGUCAAGUCCGGCCAGAACUACUUGAUGGAUGUCGAGCUCGGCGCGCCUGCCACAUGGUCGAUCGACCAAACCCGAGGCGUCGAAAAUCUAGUACGCGAGCGCGUAGGUGCCAAGGUACGCGGGGUGAAGAGAGUCCGGGUGCGCUUCGUCUCCAACACCUCGGAUCAGCCCGACUUCAUGGACGAAUUCAUCCGCGCAGACGAUAGCGGUAAGCUGAGUCCUGAACCCGAACAGGAGGAGAACAACCACGACCAUGAUCAUAAGGGCGAAAACGGAAACGCAAAGAGGAGGAAGUAAGCGUGUACUAUACUUGUCAAUACGGGAUCAAGGUCUUGCUUGGGCGUUCUUGGGUUGGGCACAGAGGAUUCCCCUUGUGCAUUUGAUCACCCGUCUCGGGACACCGACCGCGAAAUACAAUCAUUCACGAGCUCUCAACCUCAUCGGGCACUUGCUCUCUUCAUUUCCAUGUGAUGCCGCAGGGGCAAGUUCGGGUACCACUAAUUGCCUCUACAGAUAUGACCCUCCUGACCAAAAGAUGCUAUAUGCCGCUCGAUCUGGCAGUCCAUGAAUUUAACCGCUCGUCCAAUAAUACUUCAGCGCCUCUGCAGGCACGACCGGCGAAAAGGUGAUGCACCUCACG